AUGGGGGGUGGUUGGAAUCGAUUUCCUCUUCAUGAGGCUAUCGCAAGAACAAAAUUGUUUGUGAAAAACAUUGACGGUGAAGCAAAUAGGCAGGCUUCACAUAAGUGGAGUAAAACUAGUGGAGGUAAUAGGCAGGAGAACAACACGUCAAUGAACGGAGGAGGCAAGCCAACUAAAAACCAUCAAGCCAAAGCUAAUACCGGAAUAGGAACAGUCGAAGCUGAUAUCAUUUAUCAAGCACCUCCAAAAAUGGGUAGAUGGAAGCUUUGGGUGUGUGUUAGCUUACUGUUGUUAUCACAAACAGAUGCACGACCGUUGGUUGAGCCAUUUGAGAACCGGAAGAGCCUCACUGCACCCUUUAAAGCCAUGUUCGAGCAGAAAGUGGUGGGAUUAGGGUACCAAGUAAGAGACGCUAAGGAUCAGGUAAGCGGGUAUACACCAUCACGUGUCAGCCCUGGAGGACCUGAUCCUAAACACCAUUGA
Messenger RNA from Lactuca virosa, 483 nucleotides. NCBI's taxonomy places the organism in Eukaryota, Viridiplantae, Streptophyta, Magnoliopsida, Asterales, Asteraceae. The record is from the annotation of a GenBank genome assembly.